This is a messenger RNA of Pteropus alecto (black flying fox), 1251 nucleotides long. It is a transcript of the gene VSX1, whose product is annotated as visual system homeobox 1. Gene Ontology annotation, biological process: regulation of DNA-templated transcription. The transcript is spliced from 6 exons. Gene Ontology annotation, molecular function: transcription cis-regulatory region binding; DNA-binding transcription factor activity, RNA polymerase II-specific. The record is from RefSeq and is a predicted model, not a curated record. Gene Ontology annotation, cellular component: nucleus. NCBI's taxonomy places the organism in Eukaryota, Metazoa, Chordata, Mammalia, Chiroptera, Pteropodidae.
AUGAGCCACUUCCGAAAAGAUGAUCUACAGAGAGUCAAGCCUUGCCAACUGAGAAGCCGUGACUGGUCAGAAGCGUUUUCCCACGAGCGUGCUAGGAGCAGGGCGCUGGUGCCUGGCAGUUCCCUCACCGACCCGCGCCCCCGGGGCUUCGCUAUUACCGACCUGCUGGGCUUGGAGGCCAAGCUGCUGUCGCCUGCUGGACCUGGGUAGGAGUCGGGUUGAGAGGGCCUUGCGGCCCUGCCCUGCACAGGUCCAGGGCUCAGCAGUCCCUGCCUAGCGCGCAGGGCCCUUCCGCUGCAUCUCGGCCUCUUCUGCGGCUUCCUUGAGCAGCCUCCCGCGGCCACUCGGGCGACUUGCCUGCUACUAGCCAACGUGCCCUCCUUGCCGCCCCGGGGGCCUGAGCCCGCCGCCCCGCCACCCCUCCUCCGCCCGCCUCCCCAGCUUGGAUGCCAGAAGCUCAAGGAGAGCGUCUUCGCAUCCGAUGAGGACAGCUUAUCUCAAGACAGGAGUGACCUGAAGAUUUCCCCCACCCCUGGUAAGAGGAAGAAGUGGAGGCACAGAUACAGGGCCAGGACUGUCUUCACUGUCCAUCAACUGGAAGAGCUGGAAAAGGCAUUCAGUGAGGCCCACUACCCUGAUGUAUAUGCCCAGGAAAUGCUGGCCAUGAAAACUGAGCUCCCUGAAGACCGAAUACAGGUCUGGUUUCAAAACUGGAGAGCCAAGUGGCGGAAGCAGGCGAAGCGCUGAAGUGGCAGCAGCGUGAUGGCUGAGUAUGGGCUCUACGGGGCCAUGGUGUGACACUACAUCCCACUGCCCAACUCUGUUCUCAAUUCCCAGGAGUGUUAACUGGCCAGCUCCUGUGCACCCUGGCUUCUUGGGAUGUAUAAAAAGUCCACAAGGAUGAUAAGGAAACCAGGAAAUGAAGAAAAGCUAGCUCAAGUCUGGGGCCCUUACCACCUCAAGGAAGUUUCUAGUCCCAGUCAGGCAAGACCUCAGAGAGUCUCCAAAGAAGCCAGCCUUGAGAACGACAUGGCAGAUGUGGCCAUUGAUCUCUCCAGCUCCACAGGGCAGGAGACCAGGAAAGCUUACCAGGAUACCAAUGCUCAAGGAAGCUCAGACUCUGAGGAGCUGGAGGGGCUCCAGCCUGGGGCUGCAGAACUUAACAUGUAUUACUUUGUAAACUCCUAUGAGUCAGUGGCUGUGUCUAAUUCAGCUGUUAGAGUUCAGAGUCUGGAGAGAGCUUACAUCUAG